Molecule: messenger RNA, 1279 nt
Organism: Gekko japonicus
Lineage: Eukaryota; Metazoa; Chordata; Lepidosauria; Squamata; Gekkonidae
Gene: DDIT4
Product: DNA damage inducible transcript 4
Exons: 3
Coding region: 190-858 (222 amino acids)
Biological process (GO): negative regulation of TOR signaling; response to hypoxia; apoptotic process
Cellular component (GO): cytoplasm
Molecular function (GO): 14-3-3 protein binding
Source: RefSeq, a predicted model, not a curated record
GGGAGUGUGUGGAUUGUUGGUGCUUGUACGGUACCUCUAGACCUGCGUUUUCGCUGCUACGCCUGAGCAGUCCUGUAUUUGCUGCUCUCUGUCUUUCUGUUGCCGUCUCGGACCCCAGACCCUUCGACCCGGCCGCCAGUCAUUCGGUGACCAGGGGUGGAAGCGACCGUCGACUGCCGGGGGGCGAAGAUGCCGGUCUUAUGGGACAGCUUCUCCGCUUCGCUGCCUCCCAUUCCGGAGCAAAGAGAGAACCAGUCCUCCUUCGCUUGGGAGGAGAGCGCUUACCCAGAAGUCGCCAGUCGCGCGGCUGGGCUGGAGAGUUCGGACUGCGAAUCGCUGGAUAGCAGCUUGAGCUCCGAAGGAGAUGCGCAGGAGUACCUGGACGAAGUCUCCUUGCCGGACUUUGACUUGCUGAACGAUCCCGGGGACGAGCUCCUGUGCGCCAAUCUGAUGAAGCUCAUCCAACUCAGCCUGAACAAAGCCAAGAUCCACUCAGGCCGCUCCUGCAAGCUCCUCAUGCCGAGCCAGCUGGUCACCCAAGUGGGCAAGGAGCUGCUUCACUUGGCCUAUAGAGAGCCCUGUGGUUUGAGGGGGGCCCUCAUUGACCUGUGUGUGGAACAAGGGAAGGGGUGCCAUAGUGUGGGGCAGAUUGCUGUGGACCCCAGCCUAGUGCCAACCUUCCAGCUGACCCUGAUCUUGAGACUGGAUUCCCGCCUGUGGCCUAAGAUCCAGGGACUCUUUAGCUCCGGCUCUGCUUUCUCUCCUGGUUUCAGUCAGUCUCUGAAGCUCAGCACGGGCUUCCGGGUCAUUAAAAAGAAGCUCUAUAGCUCUGAACAGUUGCUGAUAGAGGAGUGUUGAAGCUUGCCACUAAUUGCUCCUGGAAGGAUGUAACUGAGCAUUUAACUCUCCUUAAGAUGGUGGCCAGCACCGAACAAAACUGGGAAGGCAUCUUACUUAAAGGGCUGUGGAACAUAAGCUGGUUUUUUGAGAUGCGGAUCCACAGCCACGGUAGGUUAGGUUAGACAGAAGUUUGAUUUACAGAGGUAGUAGGCAAGUAGUCAAAAGAAGAAGGCAAGACUUGAGAAUAAAACUGCACUCUCUGCUUUUUAGUAAUUCUGACAGGGGAAGAAAUGUCCACUCUUGACUAGGCCUGGACACUGUGCUAGCUUUAAAACUCUUGUCUGAUUAUGGGACAGUUUUCUCUUUGACUUAAAGAAGUACUUUUCCUGACAGCUGGUGUUAUAACAGCAGCAGGGCUGCCAAUAAGGGUACAUGAAGG